AUGCUAACGGUAGACACUUUCUCUCUGGUGGAUGCUACCAUCGCCCAGCUGAGGCAUGCCCUUGAUGGCGGGUCCUUGACGAGCGUGGAACUCGUCACUCUUUACCUGCACCGCAUCGCCCAAUUCGACAUGCGAGGUCCGUCUCUCAACUCGAUCUGCAUCUUGAGCCCGCGAGCCCUACAAGAAGCGCAGGCUUCCGAUGAUUACCGCGCCACUGCUGGUCACAAGGCUCGUCCUCUAGAGGGCAUACCGUUCACCGUCAAGGAUAGCUUCAAGGUCAAGGGCAUGACGGUGGCCGCGGGAUCUCCUGCUUUUGCUCAUCUCAUGGCCCCAGACGAUGCAGCUAUCGUUGAAAGGCUUCGAGAGGCAGGUGCCAUCGUUCUAGGCCGCACAAACAUGCCACCUAUGGCCGAUGGCGGUCCGCAGCGUGGCCUAUACGGUAGAUCCGAGAGCCCGUACAGUACCAUAUAUGGCACAACAGCCUACGCUUCUGGGUCCUCAAAUGGCAGCGGCACUUCGACAACGGCCUCACUCGCAGCCUUUGGCUUUGCCGGAGAGACGGUUUCUUCCGGGCGUUCCUCAGCUUCCAGUAAUGCCCUGGUUGGCUACUCCCCAUCACGCGGCGUGAUCCCUAAUCGAGGGCAGUGGCCGCUAUAUCCAACAUGCGAUGUCAUUGUGCCACAUACAAGGACAGUCCCAGACUUGUUUGACGUGCUCAACAUCAUUGCAUUCGAUGAUGACAAGGCCUCGACAGGAAUCGAUUUCUGGCGAAAUCAGCCCUACGUCCCCAUCCCCAAAACUUCUCUAGUCCGACCUCUUAACUUCCACCAUCUCAAAGACCCUCAUGCUCUUCGAGGGAAAAGGAUUGGCGUGCCGCACCGGUUCCUUGGUAGGAGAGGAACAGAUCAUUCCAACAUCUGCGCCGACUCCGUCUUGGAGUUGUUCGAUCGAGCUUGCAGGGACCUACGGUCCUUGGGCGCGACUCUCAUCGAGGUGGACUUUCCACUCGUCGAACAGUAUACGAGACAGGACUUUGAAGGUCAAGGAAUCAAUGUGCCUGGACUUCCAGUCGAUUGGCCAAAUAUCGAACGAUGCGAGAUGAUUGCCAUAGCGUGGGAUGACUUCCUCAGAGCCAUCAACGACUCUGACAUGCCAAAUCUCACAUAUGCCGAUCCGAACAACAUCCAUCCCCAUAUCGCCCCCUUGGAUGAUCCAGUGGCAAUGUCUGAAUCUGAGAAUAUUGUUCGAUAUCCCGAUAUGAUUGAAACUGUCCGUACUCGGACCAACACGUUGGAGACCCUGCCUGGAUGCGAGGAGGCUGUCAAAGCUCUUGAGAAGAUGCGAAAGACCUUGUACGACGAUUGGAUGGAAGCUUGUGACCUGGAUCUAUUGGCCUUCCCGACUAACGGCGACGUUCCUUUUGCAAACGCCGAUGAGGAUCUAAACUCGAUGCGUCACGCCCUCCAGGAUGGUAUCAAGUAUGCCAAUGGCACACAGGCCCUGAAACAUCUUGGCGUACCCUGCAUCACCGUCCCCAUGGGAGAGAUGAAGGAUAAAGCGAUGCCCGUGGGCAUCACCUUCGCCACAAAGGCUUGGACAGACCAAGAUCUGCUCCGGUUCGCAUUUGCAUACGAAAACGCCUUUGCACGGAGAACCCUUCCGCCAAGGGCUCCAGAGCUUCCAACUGACCAGAUCCCCCUAAUGGGAAGGGUAUUGACGACGCUGAAACCCAAAUUGUCGAUUGAGCAAAUCACAUCCAGGCCAGUCGAGGAUGACCACUCUGAGAUACGGUCCGUGUCGGUUCAAGGCACAGUCACCUUGGAGGAUCCCGAGGUGCAAAUCUCUUCGUUCAUUGUCUUCGUUGACGGAAAAGCUUCUGGGAGUGUGCCGGUUGAAGCUGGGAUGUGGUCAUUGGACCUUGAGCUUAGCAGAAGAAAGACAAAGGAUAAGUAUCCAACCUUGGCUAAGGUCCCCAAGGACUAUUUCAUGUUGACAUUCGUGGCCAAGGCUUCAAAUGGUCGAUGCGCAGCGGAGAUGGUUCUCGUCGAUUAA
Fusarium falciforme is the source of this 2052-nucleotide messenger RNA. RefSeq lists its product as hypothetical. NCBI's taxonomy places the organism in Eukaryota, Fungi, Ascomycota, Sordariomycetes, Hypocreales, Nectriaceae. The coding region runs from base 1 to 2052 and encodes 683 amino acids. The transcript has a single exon. The record is from RefSeq and is a predicted model, not a curated record.